GUACAUUCGCAUUCCCAUCCACGCGUAAGUCCUUUCAGCCAAUCUCCACCAAAACGGUAUUCACCAUUUUUGCAUAUCUCUCCUGGGGGGCUGAAAAAAUGGAAGAGGAGCAACCCACUCCACUGUGGCGGCCGACUGGGUAACGCAGCAUAGAGGGGAAGCGAGGAAGCGAAGAAGUGACGAAGCGAUGAAGCAUCAGUUCGUCGUUUGGCGGUAAUGAUUUGGCAUUUACUGCCCCUAACCGUCGCCUAACCGCUGCUUAACCGCCGCUCAACCGCCGCCUAACCAACGACGUGGUGGAACGGGGGAAGGAGGGCAGCGAGCCAACGCCAGCACAGCGCUAAUAUGUUCCAUCGGGCGAGCGCGACCCUCCUCGCCUGUGUAUGUUACGCCCUGACGAUUUACAACUUUUCCUCCAUGCAUGCGCACGCGGUUAGCCCCAAAAGGCAGGCCACGAACCUCUUUUUUCUUCCUACUCAUUUUAACGGAGUCUCCAGUCGCAGCAGGAAAAUAUUUCGCUUGAGGUACGCCAGCAGGAAGGACUGCUCUGUUACUCUGCCCACCUACACAGCGAAUCCUGGUGCGCGGAGGAAUUGUAUAGAGGCGUACUACUCCGAGGGAGAGAAAGGCAAAUGCUCACCGCUCUACUCACAAAGGGGUGAUGUCGCUCCGGGGGGGGACACCUCUAAAGGUGUGAGGCUAACGGGGAAGAAGAAUCUGGAAGAGGCCUCCGAAGGUGUCAUACAGGAUGGAAGCAGCGGUCACAGUAGAAUAUCCCCAGUGAACCCAACGGGGGAGACCCCAAUAGGGAAGGACGAGCAUAGGGAGGGUGUGGGAACCCCCCUAAACGCUCCCCAAGCCGCUACUCCCCCCGAUAAGGAUGCUAAUCAGGUAAACUAUGACGAUGCCAGCCAUGCCAACGGUCUCAACGAUGCUAACAAUGCCAACCGUCUCAACAGUCUCAACGCUGAUGCCACCUCGCCGAAGCAGGCGGGGCCCCCCCCCCUCGCGCAGCCGCACCAAAAGAGGAAGAAAAAAAAAACCCAAAAUGAAGAGGUCCGGAAGAAGCUAUCCGAGCUAGCCAAGCUCAGAUGGAGGGACCAAGAAGAAAGAAAAAAAUUGCUCCGAUGCAAAAACCAAUUUAAGCAUUCCGAAAAAACGAAACAGUUAUUGUCCUACAAAAUAAAACUAAAAUGGACAGACGAAAACUACCGAAAAAGCAUCAUCGCAAAAACGAGGAUAUUCAAUCAGGAUGAAAAUACCAAAAGGAGGAAAUCAAUUUUGCUUAGAGAAAAGUGGAAGACAAAAGAAUUUCGAGAGAAAAUGCUCAGUGGCAGGAAGCCCUUCACCCUGGAGAGGCGCAAGAGGAUCUCCGAGAUCAUCAAGCAGAAGUGGCGCGAAGACGACUACAAGCAGAAAACGCUGCAGGCCAUCAAGGACAACUACAAGAAGCGCAAGCUGCAGGUCGGCCUCAACCCCAACUUUAACUACGUCCAAAACGCCAUGCUCUUCAAGCGGCUCGGACUCAGCGCGCCCAAAAUGAGGUUCUUCCCCAGCAUCCACAGGGAAAAGCUCCGCGGGAAAAAGAAAAGGAAAAAGAAAAGGGCGGGCAAGGACCCAGAGAACUACAGGGAAAACUGGAGAAACAUCUACGACAGUCUGUUGGACACAAACGAGUUGCAGCAUUCGCUGGCCUACCUGAACCACGUAGGCAACUUGAGCGUCAGCACGAAUACGUGAUGUGCGGAAGCAGCGAGGCGAGAGCAGCGAAAGAAGCGAAAGUAGAGGCAUACAGCGACACGAAACGAACGCAUCUACGUAGUGCCGGAAGAGGCAAUCCCAAAUCGGAGC
Molecule: messenger RNA, 1851 nt
Organism: Plasmodium vivax (malaria parasite P. vivax)
Lineage: Eukaryota; Apicomplexa; Aconoidasida; Haemosporida; Plasmodiidae
Exons: 2
Coding region: 346-1740 (464 amino acids)
Source: RefSeq, a predicted model, not a curated record